Molecule: messenger RNA, 5520 nt
Organism: Cydia strobilella
Lineage: Eukaryota; Metazoa; Arthropoda; Insecta; Lepidoptera; Tortricidae
Product: zinc finger protein 11-like
Exons: 17
Coding region: 25-3378 (1117 amino acids)
Biological process (GO): regulation of DNA-templated transcription
Cellular component (GO): nucleus
Molecular function (GO): DNA-binding transcription factor activity, RNA polymerase II-specific; RNA polymerase II cis-regulatory region sequence-specific DNA binding; zinc ion binding
Source: RefSeq, a predicted model, not a curated record
CCAUUCUAAAAAAAUAAUAACAAAAUGGAUACAUCUCGUUUGUGUCGGAGUUGUAUGAAGGAAGUGGCGUCGUGGGAGCUUGAGAAUUAUGACCAACGGGCCGUCUACAUGUUCACACUCUGCACGAACAUUCAGAUACCAGAAAAUGACAUGCUACCCAAGCAAUUCUGCUACGAUUGCACGAUAAAAAUAGAAUCUUCAUACACGUUUAUAAAAGAGGCUCAACAUGUGAAUGACACACUCACAAACCUCCUGACUCAACGGACCGUUAUAGUGGAGCCUAUAAAGCGUUCAGAACAGAACGAUGAACCAGAUGUUGAAGUUUCCACAUUUGAACCUGAAGACACAAUCGAUGAACCUACAAGUAACACGACAGAUAAUAUAGUAAAAACAAAAGUAAAGAAGGUGUCGCAUCAGAAACAUGUCUGUACUGUGUGUAAGAAGAUGUUUCUGUCUAAAGUUUGGUUUGAGAAGCAUAUGAGGAAUCAGCAUAAUGGGAAGGUCUACAGCUGUGCACAAUGCCCUAAGACAUUCCAGCGUCCAUCGCAGCUGUCCGUGCACGCUGUGACGCACUCGUCUGAGCGGCGGUACGCGUGUUCCUGCGGCAAGCGCUACAAGCGACGCAAGGAGCUAGCACAACAUGCACGCACUCACGCGGCGGCGCGCCCCUACCAGUGCGACCACUGCAACAUGAGUUUCAAGUUGAAGAGUGUCUUGAAGAGCCAUCUAGUAGUACAUAAACCUGACAAGCCGCAUCUCUGCUACAUCUGCGGCUGGAGUUUUAAACAGGCGGGCAACCUCGCCGUGCACAUGCGCACGCACACGGGCGCGAAGCCCCACGCGUGCGCGUGCGGCUUCCGCGCGGCGAGCGCGUCCGGCCUGCGCCGCCACGAGGCGCGCCACCGCGCACGCGCACUGUGCUGCCGCAAGUGUGACAAGCGCUUCUAUGACAACACCGCUCUGGUACAGUUAACGCUAGCCGCACGGCGAGCGCGUCCGGCCUGCGCCGCCACGAGGCGCGCCACCGCGCACGCGCACUGUGCUGCCGCAAUUAACGCUAGCCGCACGGCGAGCGCGUCCGGCCUGCGCCGCCACGAGGCGCGCCACCGCGCACGCGCACUGUGCUGCCGCAAGUGUGACAAGCGCUUCUAUGACAACACCGCUCUGGUACAGUUAACGCUAGCCGCACGGCGAGCGCGUCCGGCCUGCGCCGCCACGAGGCGCGCCACCGCGCACGCGCACUGUGCUGCCGCAAUUAACGCUAGCCGCACGGCGAGCGCGUCCGGCCUGCGCCGCCACGAGGCGCGCCACCGCGCACGCGCACUGUGCUGCCGCAAGUGUGACAAGCGCUUCUAUGACAACACCGCUCUGGUACAGUUAACGCUAGCCGCACGGCGAGCGCGUCCGGCCUGCGCCGCCACGAGGCGCGCCACCGCGCACGCGCACUGUGCUGCCGCAAUUAACGCUAGCCGCACGGCGAGCGCGUCCGGCCUGCGCCGCCACGAGGCGCGCCACCGCGCACGCGCACUGUGCUGCCGCAAGUGUGACAAGCGCUUCUAUGACAACACCGCUCUGGUACAGUUAACGCUAGCCGCACGGCGAGCGCGUCCGGCCUGCGCCGCCACGAGGCGCGCCACCGCGCACGCGCACUGUGCUGCCGCAAUUAACGCUAGCCGCACGGCGAGCGCGUCCGGCCUGCGCCGCCACGAGGCGCGCCACCGCGCACGCGCACUGUGCUGCCGCAAGUGUGACAAGCGCUUCUAUGACAACACCGCUCUGGUACAGUUAACGCUAGCCGCACGGCGAGCGCGUCCGGCCUGCGCCGCCACGAGGCGCGCCACCGCGCACGCGCACUGUGCUGCCGCAAUUAACGCUAGCCGCACGGCGAGCGCGUCCGGCCUGCGCCGCCACGAGGCGCGCCACCGCGCACGCGCACUGUGCUGCCGCAAGUGUGACAAGCGCUUCUAUGACAACACCGCUCUGGUACAGUUAACGCUAGCCGCACGGCGAGCGCGUCCGGCCUGCGCCGCCACGAGGCGCGCCACCGCGCACGCGCACUGUGCUGCCGCAAUUAACGCUAGCCGCACGGCGAGCGCGUCCGGCCUGCGCCGCCACGAGGCGCGCCACCGCGCACGCGCACUGUGCUGCCGCAAGUGUGACAAGCGCUUCUAUGACAACACCGCUCUGGUACAGUUAACGCUAGCCGCACGGCGAGCGCGUCCGGCCUGCGCCGCCACGAGGCGCGCCACCGCGCACGCGCACUGUGCUGCCGCAAUUAACGCUAGCCGCACGGCGAGCGCGUCCGGCCUGCGCCGCCACGAGGCGCGCCACCGCGCACGCGCACUGUGCUGCCGCAAGUGUGACAAGCGCUUCUAUGACAACACCGCUCUGGUACAGUUAACGCUAGCCGCACGGCGAGCGCGUCCGGCCUGCGCCGCCACGAGGCGCGCCACCGCGCACGCGCACUGUGCUGCCGCAAUUAACGCUAGCCGCACGGCGAGCGCGUCCGGCCUGCGCCGCCACGAGGCGCGCCACCGCGCACGCGCACUGUGCUGCCGCAAGUGUGACAAGCGCUUCUAUGACAACACCGCUCUGGUACAGUUAACGCUAGCCGCACGGCGAGCGCGUCCGGCCUGCGCCGCCACGAGGCGCGCCACCGCGCACGCGCACUGUGCUGCCGCAAUUAACGCUAGCCGCACGGCGAGCGCGUCCGGCCUGCGCCGCCACGAGGCGCGCCACCGCGCACGCGCACUGUGCUGCCGCAAGUGUGACAAGCGCUUCUAUGACAACACCGCUCUGGUACAGUUAACGCUAGCCGCACGGCGAGCGCGUCCGGCCUGCGCCGCCACGAGGCGCGCCACCGCGCACGCGCACUGUGCUGCCGCAAUUAACGCUAGCCGCACGGCGAGCGCGUCCGGCCUGCGCCGCCACGAGGCGCGCCACCGCGCACGCGCACUGUGCUGCCGCAAGUGUGACAAGCGCUUCUAUGACAACACCGCUCUGGUACAGUUAACGCUAGCCGCACGGCGAGCGCGUCCGGCCUGCGCCGCCACGAGGCGCGCCACCGCGCACGCGCACUGUGCUGCCGCAAUUAACGCUAGCCGCACGGCGAGCGCGUCCGGCCUGCGCCGCCACGAGGCGCGCCACCGCGCACGCGCACUGUGCUGCCGCAAGUGUGACAAGCGCUUCUAUGACAACACCGCUCUGACUCGCCACUUGCGCUCCCACACCGGCGCGCGGCCGUACCGGUGCCCGGCGUGCGCGCGCACGUUCGCGGACAGCUGGAAGCGCAAGCUGCAUCUCAUGCGCGCGCACCGCGUGCCGCUAGCGCGCAUCCCGCGCAUGCGCGCCGACCCCAGCGUGCGCGUGUGCCCGUGAAUCCUGCCUACCCGGAUUAGGUAGCUACGUUAGUUAAUACAAUUUAUAUGACCUAGUACCUCUGACCCCUUAGCAAUGAUAGAUAUAACUCCGUAAUAGAUGGAUAUACAGUCUAAGGAAAAAACGUGCCUCGAAAAUCAACAAAAUUUGAUUCUCGUUCAGAGGGCGCUACUAGUUUUGGCCUACAGUCGUAUAGAUGGCGUUGAUCGUUUCGUUUGUUAUUUAACAAUUUUAACGCAUAUCAGUGAAAGAACAUGGGUCAAAAUCAUAAAAAUAAUUAAUGCAAAUAAAAAAAAAACAUUUAUCUAUAUUUAAAUACAUUCUAUCGUAUUUUUAUAAAUCUUCAUUUUUAGUUUUAAAGUGUGUCGACAGAUGGCAGUGAAUUUACUGUGGUUACAAAAUUUACUAUGACAGUACCGCUCUAGUAUAAGUUACUCUAUGUUAUUACUAAGGUUGGCUAAUUAUGCAAACUGGAUAUUCACUUUGGUAGCCUAAAAUUUUUGUUAUAAUAAUGACGGGUGACUAUAACGUAAGCCCUCGUUUCCACUGUAACCUUUUGUAGUCAGUCACCACACAGUCACCGUCCGUAAUAUUAUUAGCCAACUUACUUGGUUUAUUUCCACAGAUUUCGUGGUGACCGAAUUUAGGGUAUGUAGUUUAUCAUAACAAAAACUACCGCACGUAAUAAUAACCGAUAAGGAUUUCCACCUUUCCUUCGUUUUUCGCGGGAACCAUGUGAUGUGAUGUUAAUUUAAUUACCUGCCUAUGUCAGGGGGGUGUCACUGCGCAGUUUAGGUAUAUUUGGCCGGCGCACCGCCCGGGCAGGUGUAUGGCAGUGGGCUGCUGCUCGGCUCGCACGAUAGUCGUGUCACGUGGCGCUCGCGCAAAAUUGAAAAUACGCAAUGGUUUCGAAACCUAAAUCGCGAUCUAAUCUGUAUAAAAGAUAAUGUUCUGUUUACGGAUGUCUGAAUAAACGGAAGAACAAGGAAGCAGAAAAAACAUUUUUUUUUAAUUCCUGACUAUAUUGAUCGACAUAUUUUCAAAGGAAUAAGUACUUUUAGGGAUCCCUUAUAGCAAAGAUAGAUAUAACUCCGUUAUAGAUGGAUACAGUCUAAGGAAAAAACGUGCCUCGAAAAUGACGAAAAUUUGAUUCUCGAUUAGAUGGCCUACUCUCGUAUAGAUAGCGUUGACGGUUUCAUUUGUUAUUUAACAAUUUUAACGCAUAUCAAUGAUUGAACAUGGGUCAAAAUAAUAAAAAUAAUUAAUGCAAAUAAAGAAAAUCAUUUAUCCAUAUUUAAAUACAUUUUAUCGUAUUUUUAUAAAUCUUCAUUUUUAGUUUUAAAGUGUGUCGAUAGAUGGCAGUGAAUUUACUGUGGUUACAAAAUUUACUAUGACAGUACCGCUCUAUAAUAUUAUAUCCUCUUUGCUUAUAGGUAAGUCCGCCUUUGUACAUUGUAUAUAUUUUUGUUCUUUUAUUGUGUUUGUAAUCUGUCUUAUGUACAAUAAAGUGUUUACAUACAUACUUCUGUGGCAUACCUACUUCCGUGAGAAUCGGACAUACUAUCUCCGGCUAAAAAUUUUAUGUUUACAGAAUCAACGUUUGUAAUUCCUACAUAUUUAUCUUAAAAAUAAUAAAUAAGUAGGUAUAGGUACAAAAACUUGUCAAGUGACAACCCCGUGCCGACACUCGCAGCUCGGUCAUAAAACUGCGGCGCGCAAAGAAGAUUCACGGUUCGUGCGCGGUUAUAAGUUUCAAUUUUGCUUGCAGGCGGCGAGUGUAGGUAUAAUUUUAUACCUAAAUCUGGUUUUUGUGAAGGAGUGAAUUUUCUGUACGGUAGUACUAUUAGUUAUUCUGUGCCUAUGUAACAUCACAGAAUAACUAAUACUACUACCGUAAUAAUAUGUAGUUCUAUAUGCACGAAUUUUGUUCCUCCCUUACAUUAAAUAAAUGUAUUAAGUUACGAGGUAGAGUUACAAUACUGCUCAUUAAAUUUUACUUGUUUAAACUGUGAUAUCGAAAUAAUGUUUUUUGAAUGUUUAUAUGUAUAUAUACUAUACAAUAUAAUACACUAUUGCACACCUUAGUAAAACAAAACAAUACAUAAGAACACAACUAUCUUUCAUCUAUCUUCUCUUUUAUAU